This is a messenger RNA of Rotaria sp. Silwood1, 837 nucleotides long. The record is from the annotation of a GenBank genome assembly. NCBI's taxonomy places the organism in Eukaryota, Metazoa, Rotifera, Eurotatoria, Philodinida, Philodinidae.
AUGACAGCAACAGACAAAGGUUCCAAUGAAUUAGUCAAGUCUCGACUAGAAAAUGAUCGUUUCAUAAAUUCAUUCAAUCCUCAAUAUAAAUUGCCUCAUCUAGGGCUUGCUUUAAUAUGGAAGAUUACUUCACCAGACAAUACACGAUUGCCAUCUAAUAAAAAAGAACUUGAUAAAAUUUUACCCGUUAUUCGACAUGAAAAAUCCGAAGAAUUAUAUUUAACAAAACCCGCUUUACGAUUUAUUUGGAUUGGACAUGCUUCAUGUUUUAUUCAAAUGAACAAUUUUCGAUUCUUUGUCGAUCCAGUUUUCAGACAAUGGUUUCUUGAUAAUCAUAUAAAAAAUGUUGUCGAACUGGAUUGGUGGGAAGAAUAUUAUUUUUCAAAAAAAGAAGUGAACAUUGCUUUUUGUCCAGCUCAACACUGGAGUCGUCGUACUGCAUUCGAUUUAAACAAAUCUUUGUGGGGCAGUCAUGCUGUCUGGGAUACUACACAUAAAUUCUACUUUAUCGGCGAUACAGGUUAUACUCAUAACAUUUCAAUUUUUCGACAAAUUGGCAAACACUAUGAUCCAUUCGAUUUAAGUGCUAUACCGAUCGGUAUUUAUGAACCACAAUGGAUAAUGCAAGCUCAACAUGUGUCACCAGAUGAAGCUGUUCAAAUACAUAUUGAUGUUCAAUCAAAAACUUCGAUUGGUAUUCAUUGGGGUACAUGGGCAUUCGCAAAUGAAUAUUUCAUGGAACCACCUAAAAAACUUGCUCAAGCAGUUCAAAUAAAUCAACUUGAUCCGUCAUCAUUUGUUGCAGGUAAACAUGGUGAAAUUUUUGACUUACCUUAG